Molecule: messenger RNA, 3348 nt
Organism: Yamadazyma jaroonii
Lineage: Eukaryota; Fungi; Ascomycota; Pichiomycetes; Serinales; Debaryomycetaceae
Source: the annotation of a GenBank genome assembly
AUGUCUCAGAAGCGUCCUAUUGACAUGGAUGGUCAAGAUAUAGGGGUUCAGAAGACUUCUGAUAUCCUUAGUAGUCUCAUGAGGUCUAGGAAACGAAGUAAAAUGACACAAACAGAAACCCCAGGUUCACAAACCUCAGGGUCAGAUUCGGGAUCAGGAUCACAAUCAGAAUCAGAAUCAUCAGAAUCAGAAUCAGAAUCAGACACAGACGAAGAUAGUGACAAUGAGCAACUCCCUGCGCAAGCUGGGGUCAUAGAGAAGAUCACACUCAAGAAUUUCAUGUGUCAUGACUCAUUUGAAUUGGAAUUGGGCCCCAGACUUAAUUUCAUUAUAGGGAGAAAUGGUAGUGGGAAGAGUGCUAUCAUUACAGGGAUCUCCGUGGGACUUGGUGCUAAGGCUAGUGAUACCUCUAGAGGGUCAGCUAUUACUGAUCUUAUUAAAGAUGGGAAAUCUACUGCCAGGAUCAUCAUCACUUUUAAGAAUAAUGGAGUCGAUGGAUUUUACCCCGAUAAGUACGGUGACAGGAUCACCAUAGAGAGACGGUUAAGCAGAGAGGGUGGGUCGUCGAAUUAUACCAUCAAAGAUAGUACGGGGAAGACGUUUUCCACUAAGAAGUCCGAUAUAGAUGAGAUCCUUUUGAAGUAUAACAUUCGUGUGGAUAAUCCUUUAUCGUUCUUAUCCCAAGAUAAGGCCAGAGAGUUCCUCACUGCCACCAGUGAUGAAGCCAAGUUCCAGUAUUUCAUGCAAGGAGUGUUGGUUACCGAUAUCAUCAAUAAUCACAAACAGACGUCGAAUCACGUAUCGGAGAUCAAAGGGAAACUCUCGUUAGCUAAAGAGAACCAAGUGAUAGCUAGGGAGAAGCUUGCAGAACUGAUCAAACAGCACAAUAGGUUUAAAGAAUCGGAUGAAUUACGGAGAAAAGUUGAUCUCCUUCAAGGGAAGAUUUUCUGGUAUAACGUGUAUAGGAUCGAACUCGGGAUCAAGAAAUAUGAAGAUAUCAUAGCUGCUGGUGAGGCCGAACUUCAAGCCAUAGAUAAAACCCGUGAACAUAAUAAAGAAAAAAGUCGUGCGCUUACCACGAAAAUUCAAGACAGUAAGACGGAGAUAGAGACGUUAAAGGAUAGGCUCGUGAAUAUAGUGGCGGAUAUAGCUUCCACUACCAAGAGUCAUGAAGAUUUAAAACGAAAGAAAGAUGAUCUUGAACAAGAAAUCAAACGGAACAAGGAUUCUAUCGAUACUAACACGGUGAAGAUCCAAGGGUUCGAACAGGAGAUCGUGGCAGAACAAAUGAAGAUCGACCAAAUCAACGGAGGUUCGUUUGAGGAACUUAACCACAAAAAGAAUCAACUUUAUGAACAAAUCAAACAAUUGAAAGAUGACAAAGAUGAUAAGAACCGUCAGCUAGAAGAACUCAAUGGUGAAGGAGUAAUGCAACAACUUCGGGCCAAAAUCACUGAGGAACGAGAGUUAGCCAACGCUAUCUCUGAUGAUAAGGAUAGAAUUCGAACUUUGAAUGAAAGUAAACGAGAUAGAUACAUUGCAUGGGGUAGUACGAUGAAACGACUUGUUCAGCACAUUGAUUCUAUCAAUAGUUGGCACCAGAAACCUCUUGGACCUAUAGGAUCAUUGAUUAAUGUUAAGAAAGAUUACACAAACUGGAAGAGUCUUCUUAAUACAGUGUUAAGUAGAACGUUGGAUUCAUUCUUGGUGUCUGACGAACAUGAUAGGAAGAUGUUGUUGGAGUUAUUGAAGAAAUAUAACGUUUCUAAUGGGAUCAUCGUACGGAAAUUCGAAACGUUUGAUUUCCAUGGAGGUAAACCUGAAGAUGAACAUAUUACAUUUGUGGAUAUGAUGAAUUUCCACAAUGAGUUUGUAUUAUAUACGUUGAUAGAUUUCAAUUCUAUAGAGAAAUCCAUCAUCACCAAUGAUCAGAGAUUGGCCAAUAAGCUCGUGUCGGCGAGAAAUGUUCAAAACGUCUAUUCUUUGACCAGUGGUACCACCGGACAACGGUCUUAUGGGGAUGUGAAUUCAUUUUCUGUGGACCCGGUGUUUUUCAAUACCCGUCAAGGGAUGAAAUUAUCUAGUGGGACAUCUAUGGACGGGAUCGAUGAAGAGAUGAGACAAUUAGAACGAUCGAUCCACGAUAAACAACGGGACCAAGGUCAAUUAGCUGCUGAUAUAAGACAAUUUAAAAUUGAACAGGAAGAGAAAAAGGCUCAAAUCCGGAACCAGAUCAAUGGGAUCACUAAAACCAUCAACCAGCUCACCAAUGAGGUGACUGAGAUCGAACAAGGGCUUGAUGAAGGGACGGUAUCGGCUAAAAUCGAUUCCUUAAGGGCCAGGAUCGAUGAUUUAAACCAACAAAAUACCCGUUGUAGUAAUAUUUUGAUCUCCAUUGGUGAAGAUAUGAGUAAUAUGGACACCAUUAAGGAGACUAAGGCCAUCAGACACAAACUUAAGCAGUUACAACUUACAGAACGAGAAAUCCUUGGUCAAACGGAAUCUUUGGAACAAGAAGUUGAAAGUAUGAUGGAUGAAUUGACAGUAAUGGAUGGUGAAGAUAAUAGAAAUGUCAUCAAGGAAGCACAAAUCCAUGAAACCAUUCAGAAACGUAAGGAGAAGAUCGUUGUAUCGCAACAAAAGAAGGAAGAAUUUCAAACUCGUGGUGAAACUUUCUGUCAAAGAGAGGAUGUGCCUAUAACUGAAGCCGAUAGUUCAGAAACCGUGGAACAAGAGUUUAGAAUCGCUCAGAAAGCUUUGGAAGAAGCAGAUAAAUUAACAGGUAUGAGAUAUGAGGAUAUUCAACAAGAAUUGUUACACAAUAAUCAACUUUGUGAACAAAUAGAUGAACAAGUGAAUAAUCUUCAACAAUUAUUUGAUGGUUUACAAGCAGAUUUACUUCAAAGAUUAUCAUUUUUGCGGAGAACCAUCUCCAUCAACAUCCAAGAAGCUAAAACCUCGUUUGAAAAUGCUUUGGAUGUUAGGAAAUAUAAGGGGAAAUUGAUUGUAGAUAAUCAAAAUCAAAAGGUUACGAUGUUAGUAGCACCCCAGGAAGCUAGUCAGGUCAGAAGUGUGGAUUCUUUAUCGGGAGGGGAGAAAUCUUUCACUCAAAUAGCUUUCUUAUUAUCGAUUUGGAAGAUUAUGAACAGUAAGAUUAGAGGAUUAGAUGAGUUUGAUGUUUUUAUGGAUUCAAUGAAUAGAACGGCAUCAAUUAAUUUGUUGUUGAAUGAGUUGAAGAAGGUUCCACAGAGUCAAACUAUUCUUAUCACUCCCCAGGAUAUUACUACUAUUGCUAGUAUUAAUGAUGAUGUUAGGAUUCAUAGGAUGAGUAAUCCUCGAGGAGAUUAA